Messenger RNA from Photinus pyralis (common eastern firefly), 3936 nucleotides. RefSeq lists its product as uncharacterized. Gene Ontology annotation, biological process: DNA integration. NCBI's taxonomy places the organism in Eukaryota, Metazoa, Arthropoda, Insecta, Coleoptera, Lampyridae. The transcript has 2 exons. Bases 1 to 3936 code for a protein of 1311 amino acids. The record is from RefSeq and is a predicted model, not a curated record. Gene Ontology annotation, molecular function: zinc ion binding; nucleic acid binding.
AUGGCUACCAUCGGGAUGGUCGAACCGUUCGAUACGGAACACCCGGAAAAUUGGGACGCCUACGCGGAAAGGGUUGACUUCUUCCUCGAGGCCAACGGGAUCACCACCGAUGGCGACAAAAGGGCUGCGUUCCUAAGCAUUUGCGGUCCUACCACGUACAGUAUUUUAAGAUCGCUGGUGCAACCACAGCAAGUAAGGGAAACCCCACAUACGGAGAUCAUGCAAAAACUGAAGGCACAUUUUGCUCCGAAACCGUCAGAAAUUGUGUGCCGGUUCAAGUUCCAUCAGCGGCGCCAGCAACCCGGGGAGGGUAUGGCGAAGUUUAUAAACGCACUACGCAAUCUGGGAGAGGGCUGCAAUUUUGGCUCUGUGUUAAAUGACAUGAUCCGCGACCGCAUCGUGUGCGGAGUGGCCGAGGAAUCCCUGCAACAGCGACUCUUGGCAAAGGAAACCCUUACCUUGGAGGUGGCGCAAGCAACAGCUUUGGCAUUCGAAGCAGCUGCAAGGAAUGUAUCGGACCUGCGAGGAACUCCUGAGGGCUUUCUAAAGAAAAUAGAUAAUCGGAAGGAAAUGACAAAGUUAUGUUUUCGGUGUGACGAAUCGCAUUCAUCGGAAACAUGCAGGUUUAAAACAGCGGCGUGCCGUUUUUGUGGAAAGAUGGGGCAUAUCGAGAGGGCAUGUUUGAGGAAGAAACGGAACAGGGGUAGUAAGCGGUCCGAGCAGGUGAAAGCAGUGGCGUCUGACAACGAUUCCGGUCGACAAAAUGAGAGUGACAGUGAAGAGGGCACCGAGUAUUCUAUUCACAGAGUAUCCCCAGGAGAUCCUGGUAAGCUACAAGUUAAGUUGUUACUUAAUAGUACUGCAUGCUGUUUGGAAGUCGACAGUGGCGCGGCUUAUACCGUCAUUAGUGCCAGCUGUUUCAAUUCAUUACGAAGGAAGCCCAACUUAGAACGGAACACAAUCAUAUUACGGGACUAUCAGGGCAAUAUGAUUGAGACACUGGGGACGGGGUACGUACGUGUCGAAUACAAAAACGUGCACAAAACUCUUCCUGUGAUCGUAAUUAAGGGAACGCGCGUGGUGAAUCUUUUGGGGCGAAACUGGUUUGAGCCAUUGAACAUUAAUGUGUCUGGGAUUAACCAAGUGCACAACGCGGUACUUAAUAACGUGAUUCAAACUGAACUAGAAAGCGAAUUCGCGGAAGUGUUUGACGGGACUUUGGGCGUGUUCCGAGGCCCUCCAAUUAGCCUCAAUUUACCACGAGAUGUCAAUCCCAUUGUGUGUAAGGUACGAAAGGUCCCAUUCGCAUUACGACCUCUGAUUGAGGAUGAGCUGGAACGCCUACAGCAGCAGGGAGUUAUUGAACCUGUGACGCACCCCAGAUGGGCCACGCCCAUAGUUCCGGUGGUUAAGGCAUCGAAUGAGAUCCGGUUGUGCGCCGAUUAUCGUAUAACUGUGAACAAGGUGUUGCGACCAGAGACCUACCCCAUUCCGAACGUGCAGGAUAUGCUGGCCAACCUAGCUGGAGGUCGUGUUUUCGCAAAACUUGAUUUGACACAGGCAUACCAACAGCUGACUGUCGAUGACGAAGCCGCCGAGGCACAAACUAUAAUCACACAUAAGGGGGCGUUCCGGGUGAAACGUUUGCAAUUUGGGAUUAGCAAUGCACCACAAAUCUUUCAGCAGCUAAUAGAUCAGAGGCUGCAAGGCAUACCAGGGGUCAUGCCCUAUUUUGACGACAUUCUGGUGGUUGCUAAGGAUGAGGCACAGUUGUUAGGACGAUUGCGGGAAGUUCUGACCAGAUUUAGAGAAGACGGCCUUAAGCUGAAGAAGGCAAAAUGUGUAUUCAACGUACAUGAAAUCGAAUUCCUGGGUCAUAAGAUUAGUUCCAGAGGACUAGAGCCAGCAGAGGAAAAAAUUCAAGCGAUCAUUCGAGCACCGGCCCCAAGUAAUGUUACGGAACUGCAAGCCUUCUUGGGAUUGGUCAAUUUCUAUGGGCCAUUCCUCGAAUCGAAAGCAACAAUAGCGGAGCCACUGCAUAAGUUACUGCAUAAAAAUGUAACAUUUAGAUGGGGAAGAGACGAAGCACAAGCAUUUGGGCGUGUUAAGUCGCUAUUAACGAAAAAACCCAUUUUAUGCCAUUACCAUGAAGGUAGGAAACUAAUCUUAACCGUAGAUGCGAGUUCGUUUGGAGUAGGCAUGGUUCUCAGUCAGCCGCAGGAAAACGGAAGGGAGGCGCCCAUCGCAUUCCAUAGCCGUACGUUGUCAAAACCGGAAAGAAACUUUGCCCAGGUGGAUAAAGAAGCGUUAGCCAUCAUGGUGGGAGUUAAGAAAUUCCACAACUACAUAUUCGGACGGAAGGUUGAAAUUCGAACAGACCAUAAGCCCUUGCUGGGAAUCCUGGGAGAGAAUAAGCAUUGCCCAAACGAAAUAUCGCCCCGCAUGCUGCGCUGGAGGUACAAUUUGAGCGCAUACGAUUACAAUUUGGUCCAUGUAGCGGGUAAGAAAAUUCCACAUGCUGAUGCCUUGAGUAGGCUUCCGCUACCGACAACUCGAGAAGAUGUUCCGAGAUGCGCGGAUGUCCUGAUGUUUGAGUGUGUGGAAGAAUCUCCAGUAUCUGCCCAAGAUGUAGCUAGACAAACUGCUAAGGAUCCCGUCUUAGCUCAUCCAUACUGGACGCGGCGGAAUGAUAUCACGUCGUAUAGGAAUUGCCUGUUGACUGGAACCCGUGUCAUUAUCCCGCCGGGAGAGAGAAAAAGGAUUCUGCAGGUGUUGCACGAGGCUCACCCAGGGAUCGUUCGCAUGAAGGCGCUGGCAAGAAGUUAUGUAUGGUGGCCAGGAGUGGACUCGGACAUCGAGGAUUUUGUUGCCAAAUGCGAAAUAUGCCAGCAACACAGACAUAUGCCACCCAAGGCUCCCAUUCACCCUUGGGAGUUCGCAAGGGAACCAUGGCAGCGCAUUCACGUGGACCAUGCCGGCCCAGUGAACGGGAACUAUUUUCUCCUGGUUGUUGACUCGUACAGCAAGUGGUUAGAGAUGAGACGAGUCCCUUCCCUUUCAUCGACAACCACCAUCCAAGUAUUACGGGAGAUAUUUGCGACACAUGGGCUGCCGGACGUCAUAGUCAGCGAUAACGGCACAGCAUUCACGUCUGAAGAAUUCAAGCUUUUCGCUAAGAAGAAUGGAUGCCGAGCAGUGAAUGUGGCCCCGUAUAAGCCAUCAUCAAAUGGGCAGGCAGAGAGGAUGGUGCAAUUUGCGAAAGACUCGCUGAAGAAGAUGGGCAAAGGGGACGUGGAGACCAGGAUCUCUCGAUUCUUAUUGGCCCAACACGCGACGCCGUGCACAACAACAGGACAAUCACCUGCCGAAUUAUUGAUGGGCCGGAGGAUCACCACUGCACUGGAUCGCAUUAAACCCAGCUUGACCACGGAGAUGGAUCAGAAAAGGGACCAGUUGUUAGGGACAGAAGUGCGAAGCUUCAAGGAAGGACAACAUGUAGGUGUUCGUAGUUACGUGCCGGGAGACAAGUGGAUUCCAGCCCAGGUUAUGCAGAAAACAGGACCAGUGUCAUACAAAGUACAGACUCCGGAGGGGAAGUUGUUGCAUCGGCACAGCAACCAAAUGGUUACACGUCCCAUCGAACAAGAAGUCCCCGGGAUAGAAACAUCUUCAGAAACAGAUGAAGACAAACAAGAAGCCAUUCCGGAACGGGCAGAGCAACCUAUGGCAUCGCCAGAAGGUUCUCUUAGAGCGAAACUCCCAUCACCAGAAGGAGGAACCACGCCACGUCCCAGCACACCACGGCCUGAGCGGAAUCGCCGACCACCAAGGCACUUACAAGACUAUGAGUGUGCGUACGUAAAGGGGGAGGAGUGUUGUGUACGCACGGGAGACGCUGGCUGGUACGCCACUGGACAGGAAUGGCAGAGACGCUAG